CAAUUCUAUGGCUUAAUUCACUACAACAAAAACCAUUGUCACUCCCUACUCUCAUUUUACAGAACAUCCACCCUUCUGACAAGUUGAUCGCAUCCCGGUGCUUUUCCACCGGCGAUCACCCACCGCGGGAUCUCCCUCAUAACCACCAACCACGACAACGACCACCAUGGCGUCGCAAGGGUUUGGCUCGCGCUCAUUCGCCUCCACAAGGCUACCUGACCGGUCUAUGAACGCCAAUCCAACCCCCUUCGCCGCGUCCACCUUCUCCCGUCAACGACUAGGGGCUCCAGGAUCAGGCGACCAAGGAGCCGACGCAGCGAGAUCCUCGCAACAGGCGCCACAGCCACCAGUCCAUUCGCAGACCCACGGCCCUUCACAGGACUCGAAUCCUCUGAGUCGAUUAACUGAGGAACAACGGGAAGAGAUCAAUGAAGCUUUCACCCUCUUCGACCUCGACCGCGACCAACAUCUAGACUACCAUGAACUCCGCGUCGCUUUCCGCGCCUUAGGCUUUACUCUCCCUAAGCAAGAACUCAUCUCCCUUCUCACGACUUAUGGCGUACCCCGUCCCCAAGUCCAGCAGCAAUCCUCAGCCCAACAACAACAACAACAGGCCAAGACCGCUCCCGCCACGAAUCCCCAGCACCCAUCCAAUUUGCUCAUGCCCCUCUCUGCCUUUCAGGCCGUCACGGCGCUGAAGAUCCUGGAGCGCGACCCCCGGGAUGAGAUUCUGCGAGCGUUCGAGCUCUUCGAUGAGGGCGGCAAGGGGUACAUCGAUCUGGAAGAUCUGAGGCGGGUUGCGCGGGAGUUGGGCGAAACAGGCCUCGAGGAAGAGGAACUCAGGGCUAUGAUUGAGGAGUUUGAUCUGGAGGGUGUGGGUGGUGUCACCCGGGAGGCGUUUGUGAGUAUAUGUUGGCAGUGAUUACGUUUCUCUUUCUCCUUUCCUUUCCUUUUCUUUUUUUGUCCCUUCUCUUUUUGUUUAUGGUGUAAAUUGUUUUUUGGCUGU
Molecule: messenger RNA, 1006 nt
Organism: Aspergillus caelatus
Lineage: Eukaryota; Fungi; Ascomycota; Eurotiomycetes; Eurotiales; Aspergillaceae
Gene: cdc31
Product: putative cell division control protein Cdc31
Exons: 2
Coding region: 167-922 (251 amino acids)
Biological process (GO): spindle pole body duplication
Cellular component (GO): mitotic spindle pole body; half bridge of spindle pole body
Molecular function (GO): calcium ion binding; microtubule binding
Source: RefSeq, a predicted model, not a curated record